This is a messenger RNA of Pomacea canaliculata, 2564 nucleotides long. Its product is annotated as heparanase-like. The coding region runs from base 1680 to 2276 and encodes 198 amino acids. Gene Ontology annotation, cellular component: extracellular matrix. The transcript has 10 exons. Lineage: Eukaryota; Metazoa; Mollusca; Gastropoda; Architaenioglossa; Ampullariidae. The record is from RefSeq and is a predicted model, not a curated record.
UGAAGUCGGUCGAGUUACACGUGUUAACUUAAAAUGCAGCCUUGUUCAUCGUAGAAGAAAUGGGGCUGCUAAGUUCUGCCUACCAGACAAGCGAGAAUAAUUAUUGCGGCCCUUUUCAACAUUUCCCUCAGUAGCCUAAGUACCACUUGACUCGGGUUACGGCGAACGACAGAAUUCCUUCCUUGUGUGAGAAGGAAAAUUUGCAUAAAAAAGCAAGCGCAGCUUUUGAGAAAUAUUCAUUAUGACGAUACAAUGUUGUCACAAUUAAUUAAAUGUAUCGGGAAAAACUGCAGGGUGAAGGACCUAUUCGGUCAACGCGCAUUUUAAGUAUAAAAAAGUAUAAUGCAUAUUGCAUACGUUUAAGUAGUAAAGAUGAAUUUACAAAGGAAAGUUACAGAUGUUGGUUAAGAGUGAGGUAGGAUCUAGUACUUUUGGAAAAGUAAAAUAACUUGCAAAACCAAGGCCUCAACCGAUCGAACAUUCAAAAACGUUCCAAACAUGCGUGAUCGAAGAGCUAUAGGGUACGUCCUAUACAGAGAUGAGAUAACUGAACGCAUGUCGUGGUACUAAUAACAAAAGACGUAUAUCUACAUCACUAUUGAUCUAAAUUUUCCUCCUUAGCGGCAUGUACUAAAAUGACCUUUCGUUCAGCGCCAUUUGAACUGCUUGUCCGAUAAAAGUGACGUACGCAGUACGUUAAAACUGACCGAAGAUAACAAAGAUAUAGAUUCCAAAUCAGGAUUGAUAAUAAAACGCCGGCAAUGAUAUAUGGAGAAACAAGCAUCACAGUAGCCAUUCAUUAAAAAAAAAAAAAGAGUUUGAGUGGAAAUCCCCGAGGAUAUUUUUUUGUGCAAACUUCGAAUGAAAAUAAUGAGGGCGUUGAAGGUGGUCCUCAUCAUGCUGGCUAUCAUUCCAGGUAGUCACCAGGCAGAAACGCUUUAUUUUGUACCAGCUAGCUUCUUGAAUUUGACCGUUCCAGCUGAUGCUAAGGUUAGGGAGCCUGUGACCCUUCAAGUUUCAUUGCAGCAGUCGCUCAACACCAUAGGACCACAUUUUUUGAGUGUAACUCUGGACACCCAUCUUGUGCAAACCAACUGGUCAACGUUUGACUUGAAGAUCCACAAAAGUGAAAAACCUUGCUCAUGCUCUGUCACCAAGUUAUCUCAGGCUUGGAGGCACAAUGGCAGAUUCCUUGUAUUUUCAGUCAGGUAUCUCUCAGUCUUCGCAUGAAGUGGAAGAAAAAAAUGUGGGCAUUACAAAUCGUCCACAAUUUAAUAUGACAGCCGAACAGUUUGAUGACAUUAACUUGUUUGCUUGCACGGUUGGCUGGGAUUUUAUCAUGGACCUGAAUGUACUCACUCGUUUCCCAAAUGACUCUUGGAAUCCUUCCAAUGCUCGGGAGCUUCUUCGUUAUGGAUCAGAGAAAAACUAUUCCAUUGUUGGUUUUCAGCUUGGAAAUGAGUAUGAUCUCUUCCCUGAUCACGACAACUACACCCUAUCUCCAAGUCAGCUGGCAAAGGAUGUUUUCACUUUGAGCAACUUACUGACAGAGUUUUCUUUGUACUCUAGUUCUUUCAUUGUUGGUCCAGAGACAGCAACAAACAGAGAAUUUUUUCCAGAGUUUUCUUGCUGAUGGUGGAGCUGCAGUGGUGAAGGCCAGUAGCCUGCAUCAGUACUACAUGGGUGGACACAAUGCUGUUCUUAAGGAUUACAUUGAUGUUGCUGUGAUGAAUCGACUUGUGCCCUUUCUGCAGUCUGCAUUGUCCCAGACCCGUUCUGUGCUCCCAGGUCUUCCACUGUGGUUAACCGAGACCUCUUCAUCAUCUUCUGGAGGAACGCCGAAUGUAGCUGACAGAUUUGUGGCAGGGUUUUUAUGGCUUGACAAACUUGGUGUGUCAUCUACUAUGGGUGUAGAAGCAGUCUUUCGUCAGGAUUUCUAUGGUAGUAAUUAUGGGUUACUUGACUCACAUCUUAAUCCAAAUCCAGACUACUGGUUGACACUCCUGUUCAAGCGCCUUGUCCGUGGUCCAGUGUUCAAUGUCACAGGAGCCAGUGAUGUGAGAGUGUAUGCAGCAUGUGCCAAUCCAGACAGCUUCAGCCUAGGAGCACUGGUAAUCUACUUGCUGAACCCCAACAACUACUUUGUGCCUGUUAAUCUGUCCCAGUUUCCUGACCAAGUGUAUCUCUUAUACAUUCUGACAGCAGGGGACAGUGAUGGUCUUUCGUUCAAAGUUCUCGGCACUGAAUGGAGUGAAGCUGCAGUUGAAUGGAAAUGACCUGCCUGAUUUACCCGCUGUGAUUCAGAAGCAAGGCCCAGUUAUAAUUCCACCAUAUUCUUUUGGCUUUGUGGUAUUACCUGAUGCUGCUGUGACACUUUGCCGUGAUCUUUAAAAUUUGGUGAUAAUUCUGUUUUACAUUCUCGAAAUUCAUGACAUGUUUUAUAGCCCUUUUGGUACAAGAUAAUCUAUUUUCCUCUCUAUGCAUCAUUAGAAAUGACACAGCACUUUCCACCUGACAACAGAUUAUUUCAGCGCAUUUUACGUUGUUGUAAAGUGUUUUGAAAU